AUGAGUUCCAACACUCUCCUCACUUACCUCCAAAAUCAAAUCACCCAAUUGACACUCAACAUAGAACAUAUACAGAAAGACAUUUCUCUACUUCACACCCAAUUUGAACAGAAAAUAUUCACAGCCAAAAGAGAAUUAAAUAGUAGAGAUGACUCAAACCAAAUUUCUAUUGAACAAAUCAAAUAAUAAUUUGAUUACACAAUCAAAGCCUUAGAAUUGAAGAUGUUGCAAAUUGAUGAAAACAAAAUGGAUCAAAAUGAAGCUUAUUAAAUGAUGGAAUCCAACAGAAAAACCAUACAAGAAGAUGUAGAUCUACUCAAAAAUGAAAUGGCCUAUUAAAAAAAGUAUUUUGACGAUCUCCUCAAUGAAAAAAUACGCCGUUUAGAAAUCUCCACUCUGACUGAAUAAGUACACUAAUUCAAAGAUCAGCUCAAACAAUACUAUUAAGAGGAAUAGAGAUAACUAAAUGAACAUCAAACACUUACCAAGUCUCUCCUUAAUGCAAAUAAAAAAGCAUUCUUUCAAGAAUUAGAAAGAAUAGUUCAAUAAGUGGACUCUAUGAAAAUAGAAAUUCACGAUUAACAAUAAUUAUUUAUUAAAAAACCUGAACUAGAAACUAAAAUCAAUUAGAUUAAUUUACAAUUAGAAUUAAAGUCAGAUUUGAUUGAAGUGUAGAAUGCUCUAAAUACAUAAUAAAUCGAUAUUGCCUAAAGAUUUUAAGAAUUUAAAGAUGAAGUCCGUACCGUUUUGGAAUUACAAGGAAAUGAAUUUUAUCAAUUAAUCAAUAAGAAAGCAAAUCACUCCGAAAUCAUCUCCCUCUUAUAAAAUAAAAUAGAUAUGGAAGCACUUCUAAUGCAUACAGAAGACAAAGUUCCUCUCAAAGAUUUUCAUUAACAUAUGUCAUUGAUAGAAAAUAUAGCAGUUGAUCUAGGAAAGAAACAAGAUGCAACUACAUUUGUAGAAUACAAAGAUGCCAAUAAUUUGUAAAUUGCAGAAAUGUAAAAGGAUCUCCAAAAAAAAUUAUCUAAAAGAGACUUCAAAGAUGUCCUUGACAAAAAAGCAAAUCAUGAGGAUGUGUCUAAAGCCUUCAACGAAAUUCAAUAAAUUUUAUCAUCUAAAUUUAGUUAUGAAGAGUUUAAUAGAUUCUAAUUAAAUCAAAACACUCUUAAUGAAUAAUUAUGUAGCCAAAAUAUAAUAGGAAGAUGGCUAUUUAAAGGGAACUUUCUAAGUCCAGGAAGUCUAAUCCCUUGGAAUAUAUAGGCAAUUAACACCCUGACUGAAAAUUUCUUAUGGGAUAAAGAUAAACCGAAUAUAAUUGUGGUGGCUCCUGGUAUCUAUGAAAUAACACUCGGAUUCUUUGCUAAAAAAAAACCUAAAAUUGAUAUUAUGGUUAAUGGAGAAACUAUAAUAAAUGCUGUAAACAAUAGUAGUUAUGUAGUUCAUCAUUCAUCUGGGAAAUUAAAAGAUACUAAGACUUCAGUUACCGGCCUAACAAUGAUUGAUUUUAUCUCUUUACCUUCUCGAGCAAGAAUCAAUAUUGCUUACCAAGGAGAUUUAGGAGAAGGCUUUUUAAGUUUACGCAAAGUAUGA
Molecule: messenger RNA, 1590 nt
Organism: Paramecium tetraurelia
Lineage: Eukaryota; Ciliophora; Oligohymenophorea; Peniculida; Parameciidae
Exons: 4
Source: RefSeq, a predicted model, not a curated record